Molecule: messenger RNA, 1209 nt
Organism: Exophiala dermatitidis NIH/UT8656
Lineage: Eukaryota; Fungi; Ascomycota; Eurotiomycetes; Chaetothyriales; Herpotrichiellaceae
Exons: 1
Coding region: 1-1209 (402 amino acids)
Source: RefSeq, a predicted model, not a curated record
AUGGCUGAACCUAGCUCUACUGGUCCACCGCGGCGCCGGCGCCGCAACACUUUGCCAAGCUUAGUGUUUGAGGACAAUGAUUCACGACUGGCCCAACUAAUGGUUAAAUCGUCUGCAAAAGAAGCAUCUUUAUCUGAUAAAUGGCCAAAAGAAGACUGUGUCUCCGACGGACAGCUCAACCGUCGCUCAAAGAGUGCAGAUGCGCUCAACGACCUCAUGCGCAAGGAAGGGAUUGAUUCGUCUCCAAAUCGUGAUCGGGCAGAUGAGAUAGCGUUUUGGCGAAAUAGUGCCAUACAGAACCCUGUCCCAGUUUACAGCGGACAGUCUAUCGCUGUUGACCCAGAGCAUAUUCUGAACUCGUUUGGUUCAGCAGUCGAAUCUGACCAACAACCGGGCGGCAUUCACCCUUUGCAGAGCUUCGAGUUCGGACUUAAUUGCCCAGCCCGGGACUCGACCACUAUUGAGGACAGAGUCAAUACUUUGGAAGUAAAACUCAUUGAUUUUGAAUAUGCGCUUGCCAAGUUGCAAGGGAACAACAUAACGAAACCCGUGUUGCAUUCGCAAGCUUUCGAUUUGGGGUCGAUACACAGCGUCUUCCCGGACGACAACAUACAUAAAAUGAACGCUUCAGCAUCAUCACCAGAUUUCGGAUACUUUGCUCCUCUGGCACGAGGAACUGCGUUCACAUUCUUGGCUUCUCCUGGUGAAUCGGCAUUGCCUUCACCUGAGGGCGACCCGCACCCUUCCCAAAGGGCAAGCCGGGCAACAACCGCUACCAUCCGGCCAGUUGAUCCCAGCAGAAGGUCGGCAGAGCAGUCUCAGGGCACGUCCGCCUCUUCUUUCCCCGUUUCUUCCGAAAUAUUACUCCGCAUGAUCCAGGAAGAGAAGGCAGCGCGUCAACGCCUAGAAAGACAGGUCGCAGAAUUGCAAAAGGAACUGGACGGCAUGCGAAGUCCUAUUUACGCCACAAUUCGAGAAGCUUAUUCCCCACCCAGUCCCGAGUCGUCACAUAACACCAGUACACCUCGAACUCUACACCGUUCUCCUGGGUUUCAGAUGAACCAUCCGCCACCGGAGGUUUCGCGCUUCAGUGGGACGGAUCCCGAUACCGAGACUGAACAAUCUUUCAAAGAUGUCUACGGGACGCCAAAUGAGAGCAGAAACACCUUUGAAACCGCCAGAGGCUCUGUGGAAAUGGCUGUAAUAUGA